Molecule: messenger RNA, 1140 nt
Organism: Clonostachys rhizophaga
Lineage: Eukaryota; Fungi; Ascomycota; Sordariomycetes; Hypocreales; Bionectriaceae
Source: the annotation of a GenBank genome assembly
AUGAGUUCCAUCAAAGUUGGCAUUAUUGGAUACGGUAACGCGACCAAAACGUUCCAUCUCCCCUUCAUCAAGACUGUCUCCGAACUCGAGGUCUACGCCAUCCUGCAGAGGUCCGAGGCACCCGCUGACCCAUCAUCAAGCCCUAAAGGCUCUCACUGCACUGUUGACUUCCCUAAUAUCAAACACUACCGCACUGCCGAGGACUUCUUUGCCGACAAGAACAUUGAUCUCGUAGUUGUUGCUACGCAUACAGACACACACGCUUCCUUUGCCAAGCAGGCUGUGGAGGCAGGAAAACACGUUAUUUCUGAUAAGCCUUUCGCAACAUCAGCUGAGGAGGCGGACGAAGUGAUUAAAGCCGCUGAAAAGUCAGGGAAAAUUGCCACUUGCUACCAAAAUCGGAGAUGGGAUGGAGAUUUUCAAACUCUGCUCGACCUAAAGAACAAGAACGCUUUUGGCGACAUCAAGGAGGCAGAGAUUCACUACGACUUUGAAUCCCCAGACUUUCUCAAGCAUCUUCCUGCGAAGUACACACCGGGGGGUGGACUGGCCUUCGGCCUCGGAACUCAUAGCGUUUAUCAUGCAUAUACACUAUUCGGUCGUCCUAGUUCAGUGACUGGUUUCUAUCGUGUUUACCGUGACGCCACAAGCGAGGUCGAGGACACAUUCACUAUCAUCUUGCAGUAUGGAGAUGAUCCCUUGAAGGGCAGGCUUGUUACGGUUAAGACUGCAGUGGUUACCCCGAUGGCUCAGCAACUCAAAUAUUGGGUUCGAGGAACCAAAGGAUCCUACAUCAAGUUUCAAAAGCGUAGCUUUUGUCCACAAGAGGAGGACUUAGCUGUUGGCAAGGGACCGGCAGACCCCGACUAUGCAAAGGAGGCUGAAACGUAUUGGGGCACUCUUACGACCUACGACGAGUUUGACAGUUCCAUUCAGAAGUUUGAGCCUGAGAUCAAUAAGUACACUGGCCAAGUCCCCACGAUUAGGGGGAACUUUUCGGGCGUAUAUCAGAAUCUUGCUCGAGCUAUAUUGGGCAAGGAGGAGUUGGUGGUUAAGCUACCCGAUGUGCGAGAUUGCCUACGAAUUCUUGAGCUGGCAAGGGAAUCGCAUGAGAAAGGCACUACAGUGACAUGGAGGUAA